AUGAGGCCACUUCAGAUUUACGAUGACCUAGUGAGGCACGGACAUUUUGGUCAUACUGAGGAGCAUUGCCACCCUACACCACCACCUGCUCCAGCUAUUGACCCUAUUCCUAAGCCUACUAUAGAGAUGGCCAAGGAUAAGGGUAAAGGAAAGGAGGUCGUUAUUGAGCCUCCUAAGAGAUGGAUUCCAGUUCAGAGAGAUCAUAAAAGACAGAACGAUGCUAGCACAUUUGGAGUUCAGAUUCUACUUUCUAUGUCCACUGUCAUUACAUCAGUCCCAUUACUUACUGGCACUAGCUCACAUGCUCAGACCCAGCCAUCUGUUCCUUCAGUUGCUCCUCCCAAUUCUCCGUCAGACACAGUCAGCGGAGCUUCUUACAUUCCAGGCCCGACACCGGGUAGGGCUCAGGCACCUACUCCCACUUCUUCUCCUUCUGUUUGUCAUCAGAAUGUGGAGGCAUCUAUUCCAUCUUUGCAAUCUUCUUCUGAUGACUUGGUGGGUUUGGAUGAGAGGACGGAGAAUGAUGGAUUUAUCCCAGUUGUUCGGAAGAGACACCCAUGGGCUACUGAUACUCCACAUCUGAGCAGAAGGAUCACUCGGAGUCAGUCAUAUGAUACCUCCUCACAUUCUCCUUCUCUAUGA
Messenger RNA from Olea europaea var. sylvestris, 642 nucleotides. RefSeq lists its product as uncharacterized. The record is from RefSeq and is a predicted model, not a curated record. NCBI's taxonomy places the organism in Eukaryota, Viridiplantae, Streptophyta, Magnoliopsida, Lamiales, Oleaceae. Bases 1 to 642 code for a protein of 213 amino acids. The transcript is spliced from 4 exons.